Triplophysa dalaica is the source of this 3968-nucleotide messenger RNA. RefSeq names its product leucine-rich repeat LGI family, member 2a (gene lgi2a). Gene Ontology annotation, molecular function: protein binding. Lineage: Eukaryota; Metazoa; Chordata; Actinopteri; Cypriniformes; Nemacheilidae. The record is from RefSeq and is a predicted model, not a curated record. Gene Ontology annotation, biological process: inhibitory synapse assembly. The transcript has 8 exons. Bases 650 to 2314 code for a protein of 554 amino acids.
CAGGUAUGAAAGAUGUGGAGUGUUUAGUCGUCUAUGGUUAAGAAUAGUGAGAGAGUUCGGGAGCUGUCCAUGGUGCUGCAAAUCUCUCUUUCCUAUAGACCUCUCUAAAAUAUUCUCCAAAUAUUCCUUUUAUAUGCUAAACAAAGAUUAUAUCUGUAAAUAAUGAGUUAUACGUCAGGAUUUCUGACAGCUUGAGUGAAUAUUGGCCCUGAAAAAUAUUUCUUAACAUCCCUUUCAUGGUUGAAAAACACUUUGAGGAACCAUCAGUUGUUUACCUAUAAAACCACUACAACAUGUAUAUCUAUUGUGUUUUUGGUCUUAUUAUUUAAUGGUGUUCUGUUGGUUCCCAUCUGCCAUAUAACAUCCAAAAAAUAAAACCCAAUAGGCUAUAUCGCCAUACACACCCAUAGUUUCCAUUAAACCCAUAUAACCAUUAAACAUAUUACAAAAUGUGAUGGUUUCUAUUGUUUUCUUCGGCUGGGAUUCACAUCUGUAAAAGUCAACAUCAUUGUAUUGAUCCACUCAGGCUGUUCGACCAGCAUCCGCCGAUAUCGGGCGCCGUAAUAAAUAAAUAAAUAAAGCGCGAGGAGAUGAUGUGCUGAUGUCAGGCGCGUGAGUGCUGCAUUCAUGCUGCAGGGUGGAUGUCUUCAUGAUCUGUUCCCGAUUCACACAUGCAAACCUGACGAGCAAGAUGGGGAUCGUCGUCAAACAUUGCGUGAUUAUAUCGGCGGUAUUAUUGCUUCUGAUCCCGUCGGCGAUCACCGGGAAAAGGGCGUUUAAAUGUCCGUACUCGUGCAGCUGCUCAAAGGAGUCGAUUAUCUGCGUCGGGUCUUCUUACGUCCCGAGAUACAUUCCCAACGAUGUCAGUUCACUGAGUAUUGUGAACGGGACCUUCUCUGAAGUCAAAGAGGCGAUGUUCGCUCACACCCCGUCCUUACAGUUACUGUUGCUUAACUCCAAUGCUCUCACUACAGUACGGGAUGAUGCAUUUUCUGGCCUUUCACACCUGGAGUACCUGUUUAUAGAAAACAACAAGAUUGAGACGGUAUCCAAAUACUCUUUUAGAGGACUCAGGGAUUUGACCCACCUGUCUUUGGCAAACAACAACCUUAAAGGUUUGCCACGAGAUCUAUUCAUAGAUCUGGAUUCAUUGAUAGAUCUAGAUCUGAGGGGUAAUAACUUCGAGUGUGACUGCAGAGCGAAGUGGUUGAUGUUGUGGCUGAAGAGCACUAAUGCCACCGUUUCAGACGUCCUCUGUGCCGGGCCUGAAGAGAUGAAAGGCAAACGGCUCAAUGACAUGGCAAGCUUACAUAAUGAGUGCGUCUCCCCCGAUUUUAUUCCUCUUCAAUCUGUGUCUACUGAGUCUUUGUCCAUCGACACGUUCUCCCACAAGAAAGAUGUGUAUGUGGCCAUCGCUGCUCCAAACAUCGAGAGCUGCAUGGUUCUCCAAUGGGACCACAUCGAAAUGAAUUUCAGGAGUUAUGACAACAUCACCGGUCAAUCCAUCGUUGCCUGCAAAUCCGUGAUCAUCCAGGACCAGGUUUUUGUCAUUGUUGCUCAGCUCUUUGGUGGUUCUCACAUCUAUAAGUUUGAUGAGGACCAAAGCAAGUUCUCCAAAUUCCAGGACAUUGAAGUUUCUAAAAUUUCCAAGCCGAACGACAUUGAGGCCUUCCAGAUUGGCAACGACUGGUUUUUCAUCAUCGCCGACAGCUCCAAAGCCGGUCUGUCCACCCUCUACAAAUGGAACGACAAGGGCUUCUACUCUUACCAGUCUCUUCACGAAUGGUUUCGGGAUACUGAUGCUGAGUUUGUCGAUUUGGACGGGAAGGCUCAUCUCAUCCUGGCGAGCCGUUCUCAAGUACCGGUUAUCUACCAGUGGAACAGGAGCACCCUGAAGUUUAAUUUACAGGGAGAGAUUCCCAACAUGGAAGACGUGGUUGCCGUCAAGGCCUUCCGGAUCAAAGAGGAGCUGUAUCUGGCCAUGACACGAUACAUCGGGGACUCAAAGGUCUUGCAUUGGACCGCUAAGGAUUUCUCCGAGGUGCAGGCACUUCCUUCAAGAGGGUCCAUGAUCCUGCAACCGUUUACCUUCAAGGAGAGAUACUACCUGGCUCUAGGAAGCGACUACACGUUCUCACAAAUCUAUCUGUGGGAUGACGAAACAAAGAUUUUUGAGCGAUUCAAGGAAGUCUACAUCCAGGCUCCACGUUCCUUCACUGUGGUCUCCACCGACCGGAGGGACUUCAUAUUCGCUUCCAGUUUCAAGGGGAGCACGCAGAUCUUUGAGCAUAUCAUCAUCGAUCUGAGUCUUUAAAUGCUGUUCUGGACACGGUCUCAUAUUUUUUGGGUGUAUGUUAUGGGGUCCGGGAAGAAAAGUGAAUUUGACAUUAUCAGGUUCACAGAAAUAAUUAUAUGCCUAUUACGCGUCAUAUGUAGUUUUAUAUUGAUUCUGGGUUUAAAUUUAAAUUUGGGUUGCGAUGUAUUGGAAUUGCUUUGUAUGUAUAACAAUUCCUCGACUCCACUAACUGAAAAAUAUUGCAGAACGUGUGGAGGAUAGAUUGCUUAAAAGACUUGCAUUUGUCACCUGUAACUAUCAAAAUCUCUCCUUUCUUCUUAACAUUUCAAAACUCUGCUGUGAUGCAUGAUAUGGCUGCAAAAAGGCAUGUAUACAACGUUUGAAAUAUAGAUACGAGUGACAAAUGCAAUUCUUUAAACUUCUAUUGUAACCACUCCAAGUGAAGGGGGUGCUGAUAACACCAUUCUUCUAAAUAUCUUCUUUUGUGUUCUGCGGAAGAAAGAGUGUCAUACAGAUUGGAAAUGACAAGAGGGUUAGUAAAUGACGACAGAAUUUUCAUUCUGAAGGUGAACUUAUCUUUUAAGUAACAUUAAAAACCUUAGCAGGAAUAUAUUUCCUUUAUAGUUUCAACGUCUUGAGGAUCACAUCUGGUGAACAGAUAGCUCAGUAAUGAUAAUAGUCAGUUGAAAUAGGCAACUUUAUCAUCUUUUAAGAGUAUAAUAAAUCAAAACUUCAUGUUUAGUGUUCUUGUAACUUAGUCAAUCUUGCAACUACAUGAAAUGUUUGGUAAAGCUUAAACUUGUCCAGGAAAAAAUUCACUCUAAAAUCAAAAGAAAAACAAUGUUGCACGUUUAGAAAAUGAGGCCUGGUGGAAGGAACAUUAAGAUGCGCUUUUAUGACAAUAUUCUGGAUUAAGCAACCCCUUGCACCCCAAUAUUGUCGCUAUUACUUGUUGAUUUAUCAUGUUUCUUAAAUGCUAUACUUUAGUUGUCCUGCUUUCUUUUUUUGGAGUGAGAAUUGACUUGGACAUGUUCGUAACAGGACUGACAGCAAGACGUUUAUGCUUAAAAUACAGGGAAAACAUCAAAAGCACAAGCUUUUAAAACGAUCGUACAUGUUACUAGAAAUUGUAUCUUGCAGAUUUAAUCAAACGUUAACCCUAAAAUGCAGGUGUUAAAUCAGUUUUCGAUUAGAGAGUUCUGUUUAAUUCAAUGAAUGUAAAUAACUAUUGUACUAGUGGAAAAAAUGUUGAAUGUCUGCCUUUUUUGAUUGAAGGUGUAUUCAAUUAAGUACUUUCAUUUUCUUGCUGUUUUGCAAGAUGGAAUACAACAAAACUCUAUAAAAAAAGAUGGAGCCUGCAAAAGCAUGAGAUUCAGCUCUUUCUCUUUAAUAACAUUUAAAUCUAAAAACAAAACAAAAGGUUACUUAUUCAUUUCAGUUUUAGCAUAAUGUAAUAAAAAUAUGAUUAUUUACUAAUUAUUUUAAUUUUUGAAAUCAUUGUACUUAUUUUUAUUAUUUGUUGAAUGGUAGUCAUACGUUUUUGAAUACUAAUGUAAAUAAAUGCUUAUGAACAUUGACUAUUGUUCUUAUGAUUAAUAUUUAUAUGUUUAUAAUUUAUCAAAUAAAAAUAAAACAAGAUAUUUGUAUUAUACUAUUAAACAAUAUUACUAAA